This is a messenger RNA of Lates calcarifer (barramundi perch), 3206 nucleotides long. Its product is annotated as tubulin monoglycylase TTLL3. The transcript has 17 exons. Gene Ontology annotation, molecular function: protein-glycine ligase activity, initiating. The record is from RefSeq and is a predicted model, not a curated record. NCBI's taxonomy places the organism in Eukaryota, Metazoa, Chordata, Actinopteri, Centropomidae. Gene Ontology annotation, cellular component: cilium. The coding region runs from base 635 to 3085 and encodes 816 amino acids. Gene Ontology annotation, biological process: cilium movement; protein polyglycylation; cilium assembly.
AAAAAUAAAUGAACUUUAACGUAUGUUCCAAAGUAAGAGGUCUACCGCAUCAAGUAGCAGUUUUGAACAUUAAUACACUUGUAAAAGUAGCUAUACUACAAUGUACAAUUUAACCCCCCCCGCCCCAAUCCUAAGCAUAUUAAAGCAGACAGCAGAAUUUCUGCGUCAACAGUCAAUAGCUUCUCAUGCAGAAUGGCCAACUACUCCCAUAUUCAGUAAAAUAAGAUAAACUUCGAAAUGUAGUCGAAUAUCUACACAGUCUUUCAGGUGUUAACGUUGGGAGCUGUCCAGAGGUUGCCGUGGCAACAAUAAACAGGCGCACCGUGUGUUCCUCUAGUGAAACUCAACCGGCACCAAAGUUAAGACACCUGUGGACCUCAGCAGGUAACAAAAAGAAAUCAGACUGAGUAUCACACCCCGCCUGUGGUGUUAGCCACAAGCCUGACAGGUGUAUCCAAGCUGUCUCCUGCACAGCAACUUGACCCACUUUAUAGUCCACUGCACUUGGAGAGAGACUGAUCUACAAGACCGGCAUCUAGGAAAGCAUGACACCUGCAACUGUUAACAGAGUUUUAAUCACUCAGUUUGUGCCUGCCCAAACCAUGAAGCAGAGAAAAAGAGGUUCCACUGAAGAAUGAGAGCUGAUGUCAUUAUGCAGGCCAGCAGGUCCAGACAGUAUGUCCAGCUGUGCCAGGAGGGACACCAAGGUACUAAUGGAAGCUGCACACCAUGCCCAGAUAGUGGAGGAACUGGAGGCCCAUUCAAGAACCAGAAGGUCACAGCUGUGGUCCAGCAAUGCAGCCAAGAUGAAGCCAAAAGGCUGCAAACAAGUAUACCCUACAAGUUGACAACCAACAUGCUGAAUGACAUUGUUCAUUCACUUGCUGCACCUCCUGAGGGCAAAGUUCGUCGUAGUUUUAUCAGCCUGCCUGUCAUUAACCCAGAGAGACUGAAGACGGCCAAGGCCCUUGUAGAAAAAGCUGUCAAGAUGCAUAAAGUAUUUUCCAUCCAGGGCCCUUACCCUGUUGUCAGGGAGGCACUAAGGGCCAGAGGCUGGGUUGAGCAGCGCAUGCACCGCCCCAAUAAACAAGCACACCGGCGACACAGUGAUGACAGCAGAGCCAGCUCUAAUGAUGCUGGUGACAGCGACAAUGAUGACGAUGACUCAGACGAUGCCGAAAAAGAGCAGGAUCCAGAUGAACUACAUGAUCUCAUGUCUCGCAUGGUGCGAAAUGAAAUGGUUUAUUUUUAUUGGACAAACCGCAGAGACGCAAUCAACACCACAGGCUUGCAAAAAGAACAGAUUACCAAUCAUUUUGCAAAAGCGGGCAGCUUCACCACCAAGGCGGGGUUGUGUGUGAACCUGAGGAACCUGCACUGGUUCGAUUCAGCAGACCCAGACAACUUCUUCCCUCGCUGUUACAGACUAGGAGCACAGGAUGAGAAACAUGCAUUCAUUGAAGACUACAGGAGAACAGCCUGUAUCAGUCUUUUGAAGUACAUUGUGGAGAGGGAGCAGGGUGUUGAGGCGAUGAGCCACCGCAUUCGGGGUGUUAAGGAUCACAGGAGACGAAGCAAACGGCAAUCUAAACCCGUGGUCCUUUCCCAAAUGAUUGACAACGCACUCAAAGUGUGUCAGGAGUUCCUGGAGAGUCUGGAGCACAACGACAUAGACAUAAGCUUGGAGACACCACAAACACUUACAAAGGAAGAGUGGGCGCAGUUUAUUGAGAGUUAUUACCUUGUUGUUCAUGGUGGAGCAGAGAUAGAGAACAGCGAUCAUUUUGUCAAGUGCUGCAAAGCCAUGCUGCAGAGGCUAGGGGAAGUCUGUCCACAGCUGGACAUAGAUGGCAUACACAACAUCUGGAUCAUCAAACCUGGAGCAAAGUCCAGGGGCAGAGGUAUCAAAUGUGCCAAGCAUCUGGAUCCGAUCCUCAGGCUGGUGAAUGGUGAUCCAACCCUAAUCAAGGAAAGCAAGUGGGUGGUGCAGAAGUACCUGGAACGCCCCAUGCUGGUCCACGGCACCAAGUUUGAUGUGCGCCAGUGGUUCCUGGUUACAGACUGGAACCCCCUGACUGUGUGGUUCUAUAAAAAGUGUUAUUUGCGCUUUUCUACGCAGCCGUACUCACUAGAUACACUGGACAGCUCCGUCCACCUGUGCAAUAACUCCAUCCAGAAGCACCUGAGGCCAUCCCAACAAAGACAUCGAGGUAUCCCAGCAGACAACAUGUGGUCAGAUGACCAGUUCAAGACCUUUCUGUCCAGCCAGGGCCGGGAAGCUCAGUGGCAGACUGUGGUAGUCCCCGGGAUGAAGAAGGCUAUCAUACAUGCAUUACAGACAACACAGGAUCUGAUGGAGUCACGCAAAAACACCUUUGAGCUCUAUGGUGCUGACUUCAUGUUAGGACGUGACCUGCGCCCAUGGCUGAUAGAAAUCAAUGCUAGUCCCACCAUGGCUCCCUCCACCCCUGUGACAGCCCAACUCUGUGCUGCUGUUCAGGAGGACACGUUACGAGUUGUGCUGGACCGGAGAGUUGACCGCACGGCAAACACAGGAGACUUCCAGCUCAUAUAUAGACAGGCAGCAGUAGAAGUGCCACAGUAUGUAGGAGUCAACCUACUCGUUGAGGGCUUCAGAAUCAAAAGCCCCUGUCAGCUUCCGCCACUGAGGUCCUCCAACUCUUCAGCACCAAAACAUCGUGGCACUGUCAAGGAGAAGGAGCCCGCAGCAGAAAAAGUAAAGCCUCUGCCUAAGAUGCUGUUGAAGAGUGCAGAGAUUCAGCCCAAAAACGCCAGCAGUGGGGCACCACCACCUCCACCUCUCCCUGCUGAGCUACCUGUGCCCGUACCUAUUGAAACUGUCACACUUCAUUUGCCAAUGACUGUAAACAAGUCCAUCCACUUGCCCAUGAAUACCCAGUCUCAAUCUGUACUUUUGUGGAAGAGGAGAUCAGAGGUAUCAAAAGUCUCCUCAGACAAGGUCCAGCCCUGUACCUCAGAGAAGCACCAAGGUCCUUCUUCGCCUCUGGAGAUUACUGUUUCAAGAGAGCACAGACAAGCAGCCACUGGCACCUUGAGUGCCUAAAAGACUAAGCUUCAACAGAAAGUUUGUGAACCAAAUAAUUCUCAUGCACCGUGAGUUUGCACUUUUGUUUUUGCAGGGAUUUUUUUGGCCUACCUCAUAAUAAAGUCACAAUUCAAUAAGA